Molecule: messenger RNA, 3123 nt
Organism: Penicillium digitatum Pd1
Lineage: Eukaryota; Fungi; Ascomycota; Eurotiomycetes; Eurotiales; Aspergillaceae
Biological process (GO): positive regulation of transcription by RNA polymerase II
Cellular component (GO): nucleus
Molecular function (GO): transcription cis-regulatory region binding; zinc ion binding; DNA-binding transcription factor activity, RNA polymerase II-specific
Source: RefSeq, a predicted model, not a curated record
AUGGCUGACGACUCAACGGAUCAGCUGGAUAUUCCAGCUGAUAUUACUGUUGCGGAAGCCUCUACCGCACCAGGUCCCCGCAGACUCCCCAAGAAACGAACUAAGACCGGCUGUUUGACUUGUCGAAAACGCCGGAUCAAGUGCGGCGAAGAGAAGCCAAUAUGCACCAACUGCGUGAAAUCCAAGCGAAUCUGCGAGGGAUAUGCUCAGCGGGUUGUGUUCAAGAACCCCAUAGGCAUCUUCGGGUCCUUCAGUACUGGCCACGGCCAGGAUCAACAAAUAGAGCAACAACAUAUGAGGGUGCCGAUUCAUAAUGACUAUGGCUCUCAGCUCCCUCCCCAACAAGCAGCAGCCGCUGCUCAGCAUCCAAUGCUAGCUCCACGACCUGUUGAUCCGGUGGCGAUGGGAUAUCACUCAUUCCCGUCCCAGAUUCCUUCGUCGACUCAAACACUACCGAUUGAUGCACCUCGCUUCUAUUAUCCAGCAGCUCAAGUGCAGCCACAACCCUAUAUGUGGCACAAUCGGCCGAUAGCUCAAACAGAGAGCCCGCUGGUUCCGCCAAAAGUAACUAUCUCCUCACAAGCACAGCAAUCAGUUCAAUUGCAUCAGACGAGCACUCUAUAUAGGCCCCUUGCAAGCGUUCAAAAUGUACCCCAGAUUGUUAGUCCGAUCGGUCAGACUGCUGAAGAAUACGCCUUCAAUCUCUCUACUGUGCCAGCUUUCAAUCCAAUGUCGGGAAGCAGAGAAAGCGAUAUGAACCCUGUUCCUCAGAUGACCCAGCCGCUGCCGACGAUAUAUCAUUAUCAGGCAUCGCCAGGGCAAUUACCGCAGCAAUUCCGACCUCAGAAGCAGUUUAUACCCAAUCAGAUACCCCAUCAACCACAAGUGAUAUACAUGGAUGAUGAAAGCGAGGAUUAUUACGACGUGGACUCGGACGAUGAUAUGGUGGAUCAAUCGCGGGCCGAAGGCUUCAACCAGUUGAGUCUCAUCAUGGCCUCUGCUAACAGCGACGAGCGACAACUCCGCUCCUUCACGACGUACUUGAACGAGCCAAAUGUGCUCGCCUCAUAUCGUCCCACACUUGGCUCUUCUCCUCUGAACAACCCAAAAACCGCCCGUAUCUUCGCUCACUUCAUUCACUCGACUGGUCCAUCAUUGUCUAUAUUCGAACGACAUCCUACUGACUCAUCAAUCAUUCUGGGGGCGCCUGUCCCAUCUGCACAGCAGGGUCUAUGGGUCUAUACGCUUGCCCUCAAGGCUUUGGAGCAUCCAGCCCUGCUCCAGGCAAUACUUGCUAUCAGCAGCUUACACAUUGCAUAUUUACAACAAGUUCCCACGACAGUAUCUUUAAAGCACUACCACUACGCUCUGAAACGAGUGGGUACUGCUGUUGGCCUCCCCCUUCGACGCAAGCAAGCUGGUACCUUGGCUGCCACUCUUUUACUGGGCUACUACGAGGUGAUAUCUGCCGACCACUCAAAAUGGAAUAACCACCUUAGUGGGUCCACUCAUCUGAUCCGGGAGAUUGACUUUGCCAAGACCACCAGAGACCUACGGGCCCAUCGACGUAGGAUUCACGAGCAGCGACGCCAGUCAGGCUGGUCAGGCUCAUGGUGGGGGAUGCCUGAUGAUGUCUCUGAGGAUGAUCCUUUCUCUGAGAAGGAGGAUAGCGUCGAUGAAAAUCUCAUAGGUGCCAUUAUGGGACAAGCAGUCAGUUACGACGAUUUUGGAUCCAUCAAUGAGGAGAGUACGAUACCCUCCAAAAAGCAUUUUACCCGCAAGGACAUUGAGGUUUUCCGGAUUCAAUGCGACCUAUACUGGUGGUAUGUAAAGCAAGAUGCACUCCAGAGUUUUAUCGGUGGAAACAAACUUUUAACGCCUUACUCUCAAUUGGGUCAGUGUCCGCCUCGAGCAGGCAUUGGCCGUUUGGAUGCCAUAUAUGGUUCUGCAGAUCAUCUGUGGCUGCUGCUCGCUCGGGUCACAGAUUUUGGUUUCCGUGAUCGUAAGCGAAAACUGAGAACUCUGAAGGCAGGCGGGGUGGACUGGAGGCCCAGUCCUGAGAUAUUCAAAUUCAUGGGUCGGUUCGCUGGCGGCCCUCCUGGCCAAAGACCUGAGCCAUCUGGGCCACCUGGACCACCUGGUGGCUUCGGUCCGGGGGGUUCCCCUGGCCCUCCCUCUGGCAUGCCUAACAUGCAGCCCAAAGGAGAAAACAGGACCCCUUUCACGUCAGGGCCUACUAAGUUGCCUCCUUCUUCUAGCCCUGGGCCGACCUCGGCCGAAAGUCCCCCCAUGUAUGGAAUGAUACCCCCUCAACCACCUGCGCGUCUUCCCUCGGGUUUCCAAGAUAGACCGCGUGAUCCUCGUUUAUCCCCAGACGAGGAUGACCCGGCUCAUGAUAUGAGUUACAGGGAAGCCGAAGAAAAAUGGGAAGAGAUCCUGGUCGCGAUGGAAAUAUUCUCGCAAGCGCUGGGCCGUGAUUUCCAGCCUUUGCCAGCAGAUGUCGCGCCCCCAGUCUCUACACCGUUCGGCCCCGCCCUCCAGUACCGUACCCAUACCAUCGCCGUGAUCUGGGGUUUCUAUUAUGCCAUCCGUUUGCUGCUGAAUCGAAUCCAUCCCUCCAUGCCACCGGCCAUCAUGAUGGCAGCUGGAGUCUCUGCUCCAACGACAGCGGGAUUUGCGCAGAUUGUUGGGAAGAUCAUGGCAGGUGUCUACUACCCACAACGCUUUAACCUUGAAGCUGGAAGCUUAAGUCCGAAUUUGGGUUCUUCGUUGACUGAUAUGUCGGUGCCGCUGUUUUUUGCAGCUGUGCAAUAUACUGAUCCCAUGCAGCGAACCUGGACGAUUUCAAAACUUCGCGACAUCUCUCGCCUAAGUGGGUGGAAGAGCGCGGAGGCUAUCGCAGGUGGCUGUGAGAAAGCAUGGAUAGUCGCUGCAAAACAAGGUCGUGGGCCACCCUAUCAACGGUCAUUUGAGACUGACCGAGAACGAGAAAGGAAACAAGAGCGUGAGACUGAGGCUGUGCUGCAAGAGGUUGAAGAUCGUCGAUUUGUGACAGUCAAGUUGGAUCGAGCGCAUUGGGCUAUGGGAAUCUUGGAAGAGCACAUUGCAAAUUUGGAGCUUUAG